UUACCUCCUGGUUCCAUGGGUUGGCCUUAUCUAGGAGAGACCCUCAAACUCUACACUCAAAACCCAAACACCUUCUUCUCCAAAAGACACAAAAGGUAUGGAAAUAUAUUCAAGACUAGGAUACUUGGUUAUCCAUGUGUGAUGAUUUCAAGCCCAGAGGCAACCAAAAGUGUGCUUGUGACACAUGCACAUUUGUUCAAGCCAACAUACCCUGCAAGUAAAGAGAAGUUAAUAGGACCAGAGGCUGUUUUCUUUCAGCACUUAGGUGACUAUCACUCCAUGCUUAAGAAACUUGUUCAGUCCACUUUUAUGCCCUCUGCUAUUAAAAAUUCAGUCUUUGAUGAGGUUGAACAAAUUGUCCUUAAACUACUCCCAACUUGGUCUAAUACAACCAUCAUUGCCUUACAAGAAAUGAAAAGGUAUGCUUUUGAGGUAGCUGCCAUUUCAGCCUUUGGUGAAAUAAUGGAGAUUGAAUUUAAACAAAUCAAAGAUCUAUAUAGGAACUUGGAGAAGGGCUAUAACUCAUAUCCUCUAUAUGUUCCUGGAACUUCUUAUUGGAAAUCAAUCAAGGCAAGGAAGCUUUUGAAUGAAACUAUAAGGAGAUUAAUACAUAAAAGAAGGGAUAACAAUGAUUAUGGAGGUGGAUUGUUGGGAGUUUUGUUGAAAGCUAGAGGUGACAGAAUAAAGAAGCUCACUGAUUCUCAGAUUAUCGAUAAUCUCAUUGGAGUUAUAUUUGCAGCACAUGAUACUACUGCUAGUGUUCUAACAUGGGUUCUAAAGUAUUUGCAUGACAAUGUCAAUCUCUUGGAAGCUGUCACGGAAGAGCAUGAAGGGAUUAAAAAUAAAUUAGUUAUGGAAAAUCGUGGGCUUACAUGGGAUGAUACAAGGCAGAUGCCACUCUCUGGCAGGGUUAUCCAAGAAACUUUAAGGAGUGCAAGCAUACUGUCAUUCACCUUCAGAGAAGCUGUACAAGACGUUGAGCUCGAAGGUUACAACAUUCCUAAAGGUUGGAAGGUCCUUCCCCUCUUCAGAACCAUUCAUCACUCUGCAGAUUUCUUCCCUCAACCAGAAACGUUUGAUCCUUCCAGAUUCGAGGUAGCACCGAAACCAAACACGUUUCUGCCAUUUGGAAACGGAGUCCACUCUUGUCCAGGAAGUGAGCUCGCUAAGCUUGAGAUGCUCAUCCUCCUCCACCACUUAACGCUUUCCUACAGGUGGCAAGUUGUGGAAAAUGGAGAUGGAAUACAGUAUAGUCCUUUUCCUGUGCCCAAACAUGGACUGCUAAUCAAUAUAAUCCCAAGGAACAAAAUACCUACCUGAAGUGACUCAUUUCCGUGUUCAGUUCACAACAUGUUCCGACAAUGUUCCCAAAGCAAUGCAUCUCUGUCGUCAUAAAUAAUAAUCUAUGUUUUGUUUUUUCCAUAGGUGUCAUCUGAUCUAAUAAAUCUAUGACCUAUAUGGUUUUGGUGUGGAUAUAUAUUACUACCAAUUUACCAUAUCA
This is a messenger RNA of Trifolium pratense (red clover), 1501 nucleotides long. RefSeq names its product abscisic acid 8'-hydroxylase 2-like. Bases 16 to 1320 code for a protein of 434 amino acids. The transcript is spliced from 8 exons. The record is from RefSeq and is a predicted model, not a curated record. Lineage: Eukaryota; Viridiplantae; Streptophyta; Magnoliopsida; Fabales; Fabaceae. Gene Ontology annotation, molecular function: monooxygenase activity; oxidoreductase activity, acting on paired donors, with incorporation or reduction of molecular oxygen; iron ion binding. Gene Ontology annotation, biological process: sterol metabolic process.